CAGGGACCCACAGACCGACUGAAAAGUGUGUGGCAGGGUUUGGAAUGACGCCCCCUUCACAGAGUGGCUACUUCUUUAAAAACAGAUGGUCUUCCUCCUCCUGUCAGACGGGAAACUUCUUCAGUGCGGGCGCCAUCAGCAGAUGUCUGAAGGGAAGGAACCUGAAACUCAUGGGAGACUCCACUGUGCGCCAGUGGCAAGAGACACUCAUUAGAGUGCUAAAAGGUCUGAAAUAUGUAAAACCAUAUAAUACUCAUUACUCUGUCCUGGUUGCGGACCCACAAAGGAACAUCACUGUCCAGUGGAAGAUGCACGGACAUCCUUUCGUCACUGGCUACAACGUGGUCAAAGAUGCCGUGGGGUACGUUGCCAGAGAAGUAGACAGAGUAGCGGUUGGCGACGUGGUGGUCAUUGGAGUGGGACAGCAUUUUAGGCCCUUCCCCCUGGAGAUCUUCGUCCAGAGGCUGAUCAACAUGCGUAAGGCCAUCCUGAGGCUCCACGAACGCAGCCCCCAGACCCUCGUCAUCAUCAAGCUGGAGAACACCAGGGAGUUACGCUCAGUGAUGACCCACGUGAGUGACUGGUUUGGCCUUGUGCAGAACCUGGCUCAGAGGAAGGUGUUCAGGGACCUGAAGGUGGUGCUGGUAGACGCCUGGGACAUGACAACAGCCGCCAACACCUUCGCCAUCCACCCUAACCGCAUUAUUGUUUCCAAUGAGAUAGCCUUAGCUUUGUCACACCUCUGUAAUGAUUAAUAGAGGUGCUUUCUGAAAGGAACUAUAUAGCAGGGGUUUCCAACUCCAUUUCUGUAGAGACUUUGUUUAACACUCAGGGGGGCUUGUGUUACUAGGCUUGUGUUACAGUACCCUAGGGGCUUUGCAAUUUUAAGGUUUUUAAUUGUGUCUCUAAUAAUGUAAUAAUACAUGUUUAAUUCUGGGGUGGAAUUUCAGUUUUUAUUAAUGAUUAUACAAUGACCAAUUUAAUAAAAAAUAUUUUAUGUCAGUUCCAAGGGUGGCAACAGGGUGGUGCAGGGCAUGGCUGGGUUUUGCCAACCCCUAGCCUCAGUCUUGCCAACCAAUCAGAAAAUGGGAAAAAGAAAGUUAACUUUGACAUAUAGUCAAUUGUACAGGGUUCAUACACUUUUUCACCAAUGAUUUUCAAUGACUUUUCCAUGACUUCUCCACAACCUUUAACUGAAUUUCCAUGACCAAAACAAAUGACUUUAUCUCAGCGGAACGAUUUAAAAUUAUUUACUGUAACACUAAGUAAAAUUAGGUCUGCAUCUGAAACGUAUGGUGCCUCUCUAAAACAAAUAAACACCAGAUAGAUACACACUUUGCUGGCCACACACUAGAGGACAAUUGGGCCGAUUUUGUGCCCGAUUCGCUCUUCCCGACAAUCGCGGGGGCGUUCCCGAUCCGAGGUUAAUCUGAACCAAUUAUCUGACCAAAUGAUCCUGUAGUGUGAGGGGUUUAUAGACAUAAUCUUAAUGUUACCGACUGGAUGGGAGUGUCCCCGAUCUCGAAUCGUAAAUAUCAAACAUGUUUGAUAUUUACGAUUUGAAAUCCUGUAGUGUGAAAGGAACAGCGAUGGAAUAUUGAGCAGAAACCCGCAACAGCCAAUGAGAGCCAUCUGAGCGGGAAGCGUCACCAACCGAAUUUAUUUCAGCUUGCCGAAACCGAAGAAGUUCUCUGCGGACGAAAUUGUUUGCGGUUUGCUCGAUGCGGUUAGGCAACUGCACAUAGCAACAAAAGUAUCAAUAUUAUUGUAUUAUGUAUAUAUGUAAUUAUUGUAACGUUGUGGUCUCCAUGGAGACGUGGAAUCAGCUUGCGGAAAUAAAAAAAGUCCCUGGAAUCGCCACUCUGAAACUGUUUAGUAUAAACGCCAAGUGUGUGGUCCUCCGUCUUGACUGAAUCGUCAAAUCUGUCGUUAUGUCUGUGGUCUCCCACGUUUUAAAAACCGAUUAAGAUUUGAAAAUCCUCUACUGUGCACCAGGCUUUAGAUACACUCUCUCAUAUUUUAAUUCGAAUAGUUUAACAUUUUUGUCAAUGUCUCAAACAGGACUCGAAAUUGCGACCAUUUUGGUCGCAUAUGCUCCCGAAAUGUAAUCUGUGCGACCUCGAAAUAUAAUUGGGAG
Molecule: messenger RNA, 2137 nt
Organism: Anguilla rostrata (American eel)
Lineage: Eukaryota; Metazoa; Chordata; Actinopteri; Anguilliformes; Anguillidae
Product: NXPE family member 2-like
Exons: 2
Coding region: 45-755 (236 amino acids)
Source: RefSeq, a predicted model, not a curated record